GUAACACGUUUUGUUACUUCCUGUUGACGCAGGGUCCGUUCCGCAAAUCGUCCGCUGUUCUGGUUCAGAAGGCCAAAUAGCGACAUUUCGCUUCUAAGACAUCAUGGCUGCAACAUUGCGUCUACUUUACUGUGUGUCGAGGCCAGGCACAUUUGUGACCAGCCAGAAUCUAGUGAGGUCCUUCAGCGUCUCUACACAAAGGGGGGGGUUCAAGUAUGUCAAUGCCCAGGAGGUCCCUACAGAUAUGAAGUCCAUCACAGACCGAGCUGCUCAGACACUGCUGUGGACAGAGCUCUUCAGAGGUCUGGGCAUGACCAUGAGCUACCUGUUCAGAGAGCCCGCCACCAUCAACUACCCAUUUGAGAAGGGACCGCUGUCACCUCGCUUCAGAGGAGAGCACGCCCUGCGCAGGUAUCCUUCAGGAGAGGAGCGCUGCAUCGCCUGCAAGCUGUGUGAAGCCAUCUGCCCCGCCCAGGCCAUCACCAUUGAAGCUGAGACUCGCGCCGACGGCAGCAGGAGGACGACUCGCUACGACAUCGACAUGACCAAAUGCAUCUACUGCGGCUUCUGUCAGGAGGCAUGUCCUGUGGACGCCAUCGUAGAGGGUCCUAACUUUGAGUUUUCCACUGAAACCCAUGAAGAGCUGCUCUACAACAAGGAGAAGCUCCUCAACAACGGAGACAAAUGGGAAGCAGAGAUAGCUGCCAACAUACAGGCUGAUUACCUCUACCGAUAGUCACCACACGCACAGACUCUGUUCAUACCUGGCACUAACAUGUCUCAUGGGUGAUGCAAUUACAAGUGGACAAGCUCUAAGUACGGGAUGUGUGGUGAUCUGGUUGCUUGGACCACAUUCGUUGGUGGUCUGGGACGCUUUUUUUUUUUUUUUUAGCAGUCUGAGCAAGACAUUGGGCCACAUUGAAGGACCACCUGCUCAACUGGUGUCCACCGCAGACAGGCACUGACAAUUGACCUGUCUGUCACAGUGAGACCGGCUACAAACAACAACACAUUUGGUCUUUGCAAACAGAAAUGACGUAUAAAGAGUGGGGAAGUGACGUUCAAUCACAAGAGGUCACUCGAGAGGCACCUGACGUACAGAGCCGUCCAUUUGUGAUCAGAUCACCCAAGAUGGAUGUUAACGCCACGUAUGAACAAAGCACACAUACAGACACAGUGUACAGUUAGCACUUACCACCAUAACCUCUGUGACAUACACACACACACAUACGUCCAUACUGUACAUACUGAGAGAAGACAGCCUCAGCUGUGAUGGAUGUGUAUUUGAUGAUGGAUCCUUUGUUUCAAACCAAACAUCAAUGUCAUCCUCUUCUGAUUCUAAUUUUUCACGUCUCUGAUUUUUACCCUGGCAUUGUUUGGAUUACAUAUUUAUUGUAGAGCGAUGAAUCCUACGCUGGCUGUCUGUGAGACAGCAUGGACCAGUGUGUGAUCAUCAGUCUCACUGGACUAACAGGCAUGCUGAGUCAUGUUGUGACAGUACAGAUGCUGUACUCUGAUGGCAGAUUUCAUCCUGCUUUGAUUCUGAUGUCCCACAUUACCAUACAUGGAUUAUUGUAUCUUGGGUGUCAGUGCAUAGUUAUGAUCUUCAUGCUGUUUCCACCCUGACUCAAAUAAUAAAAUUCUGGGAGGAACACUGAA
This is a messenger RNA of Lates calcarifer (barramundi perch), 1659 nucleotides long. It is a transcript of the gene ndufs8a, whose product is annotated as NADH:ubiquinone oxidoreductase core subunit S8a. Lineage: Eukaryota; Metazoa; Chordata; Actinopteri; Centropomidae. Gene Ontology annotation, molecular function: 4 iron, 4 sulfur cluster binding; NADH dehydrogenase activity. Gene Ontology annotation, biological process: mitochondrial respiratory chain complex I assembly; mitochondrial electron transport, NADH to ubiquinone. The record is from RefSeq and is a predicted model, not a curated record. Gene Ontology annotation, cellular component: membrane.